AUGGGGGCCGUGGCGUGUACACAAAUCGAAGAUGGAUCGGAGCGGACGGUCGCUGGUUCCCAAGAGCAAUCCCAGUACCACCUGCCGACGGCGGAUUGUGGACACCGUAUCAUAUUCGAACAAGGCGCCUACCGCGUUAUCGACGAUCCCCGCAUCAAACACACGCCGAAUCUCGACGUCGCUGAGCUCUACGACUCCCUCAUUGCCGUUCAGGGGACUCGCCGCGACGGCAUCCAGGAGGUUUUCAUCAACCGGCAGCAGAACUCCUUUGUUCGAUUCCCCCGUGUAAACACACUCAAGUUUUGGGAUGUCCCCUUCCUACGAUUCUUCCCAUUCGAGUUUUCCGACGAAAAAGUUCCAAUUGGGGGAAUAGGGAGGGACGAGACGCUUUGCAUAUGA
Molecule: messenger RNA, 399 nt
Organism: Fimicolochytrium jonesii
Lineage: Eukaryota; Fungi; Chytridiomycota; Chytridiomycetes; Spizellomycetales; Powellomycetaceae
Exons: 1
Coding region: 1-399 (132 amino acids)
Source: RefSeq, a predicted model, not a curated record